AAGUUAGUCUCAAAUAUAAAAUUUAUUAAAUUUAGUGGAAAUAAAGAAAAUCAAGUUAUGAAAAAUUAAGAAAAAUAAACUUAAAUACUUAAAGUGUGAGAAACGUUCAAAACUUUAUAAAAGCAACAAGACUUUCCCAUCAUAUUUUACAAGUAUCCAGUUUUUGUGAAAGAACAACGAUUUAUAUCAUGGAGGAGAAAAUGCCGGCUUUUUGUCCAGGCAAUAUCACUCUUCACGACAUUUGGAUCAACCAUGGAGUUUCACAAUGUGUUAUGGACACAAUAUCAAGUUCAAUAAUUGGUGGCUUCAUUCUGUUCUUCGGAUUUGUGCAGAUUAUCGUCUAUCAAAAAUAUUCAACCAGGAUUGAUUCACUUCGUUUGAGGCCUUCAUUUCUGUACAAAUUUCAAAUUCUACUCAUGAUAUUAAUGCCAAUCUUAACAUCUGUCAGAUUCUACUUAAGAUGGAAGAUUUAUAUAGAAGAAAUUUAUGGAUACAUGAUAAUGUACACAGUUCUCACAAUAUUUUCAUAUCUGUUCGCGACAUGUCUUAUCUGGAAAGAGCGUCACUAUCAGCUGCCAUCAGUACCAUCUCGAGGUCAUGGAAUUGUCUUGUUGACAUUUUUCACAUUCAUAUUUGUAGCUCAAAAUCUUGCUCUGGUCAAUAUAAAUUCAAAUGAUUGGUGGUUUAACAUGCAAACCAAACAAGAUCGAAUUGAAAUGACUUUCUUCGUUACAAGAUACAUUUGCACGCUUUUCAUUUUUGUAUUGGGGUUGAGAGCGCCGGGAAUCUCAAGCAUUGCAAAUGAAAAUGAAGAAACUCUCAUGGAAGAACAGGAACAAAAUGAUGAAAAUCGAUCGACAUUCAGAAAUGGUUGGAAGAAGUUGAAAACUUUAAUGCCAUUUUUAUGGCCAAAGAAAGAUUGUCUUCUUCAACUUCGUGUACUUUUAUGCUUCUUUCUUCUACUAAUUGGACGAGUAAUUAACCUUUUCGUUCCACUUUACAACAAGAAAAUAGUCGAUUCAUUGGCUGUUCCUAAUGAGUUUCGAUGGGGAUUAAUUUUGACUUAUGUUGGAUUUAAGUUCCUUCAAGGUGGUGGAACUGGCUCGAUGGGAUUUCUUAACAAUGCAAGAAGCUUCAUGUGGAUAAGAAUUCAACAAUAUACAACACGAACAAUUGAAGUUGAACUCUUUCGUCAUCUCCAUUCAUUGUCAUUGCGUUGGCAUCUUGGAAGGAAAACUGGAGAAGUUUUAAGAGUUAUGGAUCGUGGCACAGAUUCAAUCAAUAAUCUACUCAAUUACAUUCUUUUCUCAAUCAUUCCAACACUUAUUGACAUCUUAAUUGCUGUUGUCUUCUUCAUCACGGCUUUUAAUUGGAUGUUUGGCUUAAUCGUUUUCGUUACAAUGAUUCUUUACAUUUUCUUAACAAUCGCCAUCACUGAAUGGCGAACAAAGUUCCAACGUCGUAUGAACUUAGCCGACAAUGAGACAAGAGCAAGAUCGGUUGAUUCAUUGUUAAACUUUGAGACAGUUAAAUAUUACGGCGCUGAAGGCUAUGAAGUUGACGCUUAUCAGCAAGCAAUCUUAAAUUAUCAAAAAGAAGAAUUUAGUUCAAUUUUCACAUUAAAUAUUCUCAACACAGCUCAAAAUAUUAUCGUUUGUAGUGGUUUACUUGGCGGUAGUUUACUUUGCGCAUGGAUGGUUGCAUUUGGAAAAGGAGCGGAGAAAUUAACCAUUGGUGACUACGUGCUGUUCUCUACUUACAUCAUUCAACUUUAUGUGCCGCUCAACUGGUUUGGAACUUAUUAUCGUCAAAUUCAGAAGAAUUUUGUUGAUAUGGAAAACAUGUUUGAUCUCAUGAAAGAAGAGCAGGAAGUGAUUGAUGCUCCUGGUGCACCAGGCUUGAGUGUUGUUAGAGGCGGAAUAGAUUUUUCAAAUGUCUCGUUUGGUUAUUCACCUGAGAAAAUUAUUCUUAAAAAUGUGACAUUUAAUAUCGCACCGGGUAAGACUGUCGCACUUGUUGGUCAAUCUGGAGCUGGAAAGUCGACGAUUAUGAGGCUUUUGUUCCGAUUUUAUGACGUCAAUUCAGGAGCGAUUAUGAUUGAUGGUCAAAAUAUCAAGACCGUUACACAAGCAUCGUUGAGAAGGGCGAUUGGAGUUGUGCCUCAAGACACAGUUCUUUUCAACCAAACUAUAAAGUACAACAUAAAAUAUGGAAGAAUUUCAGCUGAUGACCAAGAAGUCAUUGCAGCAGCUAGAAAUGCUGAUAUUCAUGAGAAGAUUCUUGCAUUUCCGCAACAAUAUGAAACGCAGGUUGGUGAGCGAGGUUUAAGACUGUCAGGUGGCGAGAAGCAACGUGUAGCAAUUGCGAGAACAAUUUUGAAAGGACCUCAAAUUGUUUUACUUGAUGAAGCGACAUCAGCACUUGAUACACAAACUGAAAGAAAUAUUCAAGCAGCUUUAGCGAGAGUUUGUGCGAACAAAACAACUCUAAUCAUUGCUCAUCGCUUAUCAACGAUUAUUCAUGCUGAUGAGAUUUUAGUUCUCAGAGAAGGUGAAAUUAUUGAACGAGGUCGACAUGAACAACUCUUACAAGAACAAGGCUUGUAUAUGGAAAUGUGGAAUCAACAAUUAAAGAAUAUGGAAGGUGAAAAGUUGCGCGAUGAAAAAGAUUUCCAAGAGUUGAACGGGGAGAAAGCUGAACAAGUAAAAAGCAAGCAUUACUAA
Messenger RNA from Clunio marinus, 2723 nucleotides. The record is from the annotation of a GenBank genome assembly. NCBI's taxonomy places the organism in Eukaryota, Metazoa, Arthropoda, Insecta, Diptera, Chironomidae.